AUGACUUCUCCGGUACUCAGCGCGAGGUCCUCGUUUGACAGUCUCCACAGCAGCUCCUCGUCCAAUUUCAGUUCUCCUGAUCAACUUCCACCGGCAGUAACGGGGCCCAUGGUAUGGCAAGGUGAUGGACUCCAACCAGCUGAGUACGUAGUCAAACUUACCGACUGCGAUAUUCGGAAUGUGAGGGCGGCCAUCAUCAAGUUCAAGCUCACUGGUCUUCCGCGGACAAAGAUAGAUCAGAAAACCUUUGAUCUCGGCAGCCCCAAAUUGGCUAGUAAGCUCUCAUCAAUCAGCAAAGAGCUUCACCACGGCACCAACGUGGUCGUACUCCGGGGUCUUGAUAGUGCUUACCUCAAUGACGAAGAGGCCGUAAUUGCUUUUGCGGGCAUAUGCUCCUACGUCUGCCCAGAAAGAGCAACAGACGCCUAUGCGAAUCAAACGCUGAGUCACGUUCUCGACGCCACCAGGAAGAGAGUUCCAGACGACUGCAAAAACCUCGGUCUCGCUGGGUCCAAAAUCACUGCAGCGAUGGAUUUCCACAGUGAUCGCUUCUCCGGCGACGUUAUUGCUCUGUACGUGCGCAACGACGGCGGACCAGACGCUGGUGGCGAGCAGUUCGUUGCGAGCUUUCCAAGAAUCUAUAACGAGCUUCUUGAAAAGGACCCAGAAGUGCUCGAGACGAUGGCCGAGCCAAACUGGCCCUUCGAGCUAAAGCAAAAGGAUGGGGCGCCUUACCUAGAAUUAGGACCUACCCUCUUCUUCUCCAAGGGAAAACCCAUGUGCCAGCUAGUCAAGGCCCCACUACUUGGUACUGAUAGCAUCCCGCGUGACCCUAGCAUGCCCAGGGUCACUCGGAAGCAGCUGCACGCAAUGCACGCCGUUGAAGAGCUAGCCAAGCGCUUCUGCACGAAGGUUGACCGGGAACAAGGCGACAUCCAGUUUCUCCAUAACCUGUCCGUCAUGCACGCCCGUGCAGAAUACCGCGGUGUUGAUGGCAAAGCUAGUACCCGGCACCUAUUGCGCCUGUUCCUCCGCGACUCCACAAAUGCUUGGGAGAAGCCGGCUAGCUGCCGCAACAACUUUGACGACCCGUUCACUCCCGGCAGACCUCAGAGUCUCCCUGUUUUUGACACCGACCCAUGGCGCAACAUCAGCGGACGCGAGAGCCACGGCUAG
Molecule: messenger RNA, 1176 nt
Organism: Alternaria ethzedia
Lineage: Eukaryota; Fungi; Ascomycota; Dothideomycetes; Pleosporales; Pleosporaceae
Exons: 3
Coding region: 1-1176 (391 amino acids)
Molecular function (GO): oxidoreductase activity
Source: RefSeq, a predicted model, not a curated record